CCGUAUUUCAGUCAAUGCGUUGUUUUUUAUAUAACCUUCAAAGAUGGCAGCCCCCAUAGGAAUCAUGCUGAGGUCUUAUGCACCGAGCUAUGGGCUAUUGCUUUCGAAAAACAUUUGUCCGGUCGUGACUCAAAGCAGGUCAUUAUUCUGGCGGAAGAAGAAGACAGAGGAUGAGGAAGGAAAAGUUAGAAAACGAGUGAAUUUGGAUGGUCCAACUACCUCUGACCGAGUCCAGUCACUGAAAAAGAAAACGUCAGUGAGGACAAACAAAGCAUACGACCCUCCCGCUGACCUGGAAGGGAGGUUGGAGCAACUUGUUACUCAGGUGUGUGGGGACAGUGUUGGAGAGUGGAGGCAGGUCGACCUGGCUGACAGGAGGGUCAAGUUCAAGCUGCUGACACGGCUGAUGAGGGACCUGGAUCACGACAUCCCCAACCUGGCGCUGGAUGGGAUGAAGACGAUGGACGAUGUCCUCACCUACUUCUCCACUCCUGUCAACACCGCUGCAUAUGACGACCUCGCGAAGCUCGACUUGCCCAAAAACUUGCACAUUCAGAUGGAACCUUUACGAUUUGACAAAGACACAGAUACAAUGUUUGGUGGAAAGACUGCCUUCCCCCAUAGGCCAACGAUUGUGUCCAGUUUACGAUACAAGCACAAGUAUGGGAAGGAGAAGAACUAGUCAUGUGAUGUGUGUUGAUUGUGUAUUUUAUUGUGUGAUGUCAGAGAGGAAGAUAUUAGUGCUAGAAGGUCAAGGCCAGCUAUUGGACGACAUAAACACAUUGGUAUCCAAGUUUUUCAGGAUGGCUGAAAUUCUGUGA
Messenger RNA from Haliotis rubra (blacklip abalone), 821 nucleotides. RefSeq names its product 39S ribosomal protein L50, mitochondrial-like. Gene Ontology annotation, cellular component: mitochondrion; mitochondrial large ribosomal subunit. The record is from RefSeq and is a predicted model, not a curated record. Lineage: Eukaryota; Metazoa; Mollusca; Gastropoda; Lepetellida; Haliotidae.